ACUCGCAUGCGCGCCGAGUCGGUUGGUUUUUUCCGUGGGGUGAAGAUGUCGCGGUAUAGCCGUUACGGUGGAGAAACUAAAGUAUAUGUUGGUAAUCUGGGAACUGGUGCCGGAAAAGGAGAACUAGAAAGGGCUUUCAGCUAUUACGGACCAUUACGUACAGUGUGGAUUGCACGGAACCCUCCAGGAUUUGCAUUUGUUGAGUUUGAGGAUCCAAGAGAUGCUGAAGAUGCAGUUCGUGGUCUAGAUGGGAAGGUGAUCUGUGGCUCCAGGGUUAGAGUGGAGUUAUCAACUGGCAUGCCUCGUCGGUCUCGCUAUGAUAGGCCCCCUGCAAGAAGGCCAUUUGAUCCUAAUGAUAGGUGUUAUGAAUGUGGCGAGAAAGGUCAUUAUGCUUAUGAUUGUCAUCGCUAUAGUCGUCGGAGAAGAAGCAGGUCACGGUCUCGAUCUCAUUCAAGGUCCAGGGGAAGGAGAUAUUCCCGCUCACGCAGCCGAAGUCGUGGCAGGAGAUCCCGGUCUAUCUCGGCUCGCAGAUCUAGAUCACUCUCUCCUCGUAGAUCCAGGUCUAUCUCACCACGCAGAUCCCGUUCAGGUUCUUUAAAGAGAUCAAGGUCUCGAUCCAGAUCAAGGUCCAGAUCCAGGUCCAUUUCAAGACCAAGAAGCAGCCGCUCCAAAUCAAGAUCACCAUCUCUAAAGAGAAGUUUUGAUAUGAGCCAUUUAUAUCCAUUCUCCAUUAACUCAGGUCGUUCACCAUCAGGAAGCCCUCGAAGGAGCGUGAGUCCUGAAAGAAUUGAUUAAAAAUGCAAAGAACAUGUUAGGAAGAGUUUUGUUUACGUUAUUUUAAGGGAUUUCUUUGGUGUUAUUGACAAAUGUAGAUCAAAAAACCUUUUCUAGGACUAAUGCAGCAAGGAUCUGGAUCUUUUAGUAAAAGCUGCUGUAGUAGACUAGUGCACAAUUUCUUGUAUGUAACAACAUCCUGUGAUCUGAAAAGUGGGUCUUUUUAUGGGCACAUGAAAUAAAAUGUGUAUUUCUAACUUUUGCUGUAAUGCUAUUUACUUCAGUUAAUAUUUCAAGUGCAUGUUUAAAGCAAAUUACAAACAGCUACUUUAGUGUUGUACCCAAAUGUUGGCUUAAAAUAAUUGUAGCUAUUCCUACCCUGCCUGCAUCAAGCUUAAGUGUAACUUAUUUAUUUGGUGCUUCAGGCAACCUAGGGUGAUAAGAUAUGUGAAAGAGUGUUAAGGAAGCUACUUAACACUUAAAGAGAGCCUUUUUGGCUAAGGAUGCAGCUUAUAAAUUCAAUAAAUAUUUGUCUGUUCCAUCCUAUAAUGGUGUAUAUAUGCCCAAGUUUGAUCUGCUAAAUUCUAAAAUCAAAUCUGCUCACUUAGCAGAUACUUUAUUUUACAUCACUGCAAGCAGUUUUAUUACCUAAAAAAGAUACCCCAAAGCAUGUUCAGAUGGCCUUUUUGAAUGGUUUCAAUCUGGAAUAGCAGAAUAGUGCAGGCUUUGGACUCUUUCUUCCUGUUGGUGAAAGGCGACAAGUGAACUAGGUAGACUGAUGCUAUGUAGUUUACAUCUCACAAGGUCAAAGUCCUUGGUUCACUUACUCUUUGAUCCCUGGUGAAAGUACUAUGUUAGCUCAUUUUAGCUUGAAGCUAAACUAUAAGUAGGCCCCCAAUAUAAAACUCUUAAAAUAUUUUUACCAAAUGAUGGGUUUUCUCAUCUUUAAAAGGCAGUACUUUAAGGGAAAUAGUACAUAUCUUCCAUGAUUUCAUACUGUACAAGGAAUAUGCCCAAUCAGCUGCAAUUUCCAUCAUUGACAAUGGCUCACUUUAUGCAAAGGAUCCAUGCUUAUUCUUUUAACCAAGCUUAGCAUAAUGGUAAGUGUUGAGGGUUUAUGGUUCAGGGGAUGGAAGAGCUUUAAAAGCCAACUUCAAAAAUGGUCUCUUUCAAACAUGUCUCAUCUGGAAAUGCCAAGUCCUAGAUUUAAAUUAAUACUGUAUGAACUGGUUUCUAAUCUAAUUCACUGCUAAAUGUAACAUGCACUAAAUCUAAGGUUUGACAGAAGAUUAGUUUUGCUUGCUUCUACAUCAGAUUGAAUAAAUGGACUCCAAUCAAAAAGGGCUGAAAGUAUUUUAAUACCCUUGUUAAUUAAUCAAACAACAGUAACUUCAGUUCUUGCUUUAAACUGUCUUGACAUGGAUAUAUUUAUGAUAUUCAAUGAAUAUGCUGUUUCUGAUAAAUAAAAAAUGCUUAUUUUAUAAUCAAA
Varanus komodoensis (Komodo dragon) is the source of this 2263-nucleotide messenger RNA. It is a transcript of the gene SRSF7, whose product is annotated as serine and arginine rich splicing factor 7. Gene Ontology annotation, cellular component: nuclear speck. Bases 7 to 795 code for a protein of 262 amino acids. Gene Ontology annotation, molecular function: RNA binding; zinc ion binding. Lineage: Eukaryota; Metazoa; Chordata; Lepidosauria; Squamata; Varanidae. The record is from RefSeq and is a predicted model, not a curated record. Gene Ontology annotation, biological process: mRNA splicing, via spliceosome. The transcript has 9 exons.